This is a messenger RNA of Neltuma alba, 1358 nucleotides long. RefSeq names its product probable NAD(P)H dehydrogenase (quinone) FQR1-like 2. Gene Ontology annotation, molecular function: NAD(P)H dehydrogenase (quinone) activity; FMN binding. The transcript is spliced from 2 exons. The record is from RefSeq and is a predicted model, not a curated record. Bases 251 to 1051 code for a protein of 266 amino acids. NCBI's taxonomy places the organism in Eukaryota, Viridiplantae, Streptophyta, Magnoliopsida, Fabales, Fabaceae. Gene Ontology annotation, cellular component: membrane.
AUUGAAAUUGUAAUCAAAAGUGAGAAUUCUGCAAUCCAGUCCUAGUUGAAAGCUUGAACUCUUUCCGUCCGAUCUGAUCUGUCGCGCCCUUUAAAAAACAAAAAGCGAAUCUUUUUUAGGCCCAAAAAGACCAUCACUUCAACAAUUCAAAUUUCCGCGAUUUGGAUUAAAUUCAAACUAUCAUUGUUUUUCAGAAUUUGGGUGAGAUUCUUCCAGUAUUGCUGCUGCCAGCGUUAUAUUCUUGUUCUUGAUGGGGAAAGGAGGAGGCUGCGUUCCCAGCAAGAAGAAGGCAGUGUCAGUCGUCGACGAUCCUCCACGUGAACGCGCCGAAGGGUUGGGAAACGCGCCGAUCGUAGUUGAAGAAAACGUCCAUGAUGCCGAUGGAGAUACUACCGCUGCAUCAAUCCAAGAAACAGCGUCGCACUCGCAUCCAGUGGUGAAAUUGAAGAUUUUCAUUGUGUUCUAUUCAAUGUAUGGGCAUGUUGAAGGACUGGCUAAGAGGAUGAAGAAGGGCGUCGAUGGAGUGGAUGGGGUGGAAGGGGUUUUGUAUAGGGUACCGGAGACAUUGCCAAUUCAGGUAUUGCAGCAGAUGAAGGUGCCGCCGAAGGACGAAGCCAUUCCGGAGAUCGCGGCUGCCGAGUUACCGGCGGCUGAUGGGCUUUUAUUUGGGUUUCCGACCAGAUACGGGACCAUGGCGGCACAAAUGAAGGCAUUCUUUGAUUCAACGGGGCAGUUAUGGAAGUCGCAAGAGCUCGCAGGGAAGCCUGCUGGAUUCUUUGUCAGCACUGGGACUCAAGCAGGUGGCCAAGAAACUACCGCUUGGACAGCAAUCACUCAGCUGGCACACCACGGGAUGCUGUUUGUUCCUAUUGGAUACACGUUUGGACCUGGUAUGUUCAAGAUGGAUUCCAUAAGAGGGGGUUCUCCAUAUGGGGCAGGAGUGUUCGCUGGUGACGGCACAAGAGAGCCAAGUGAGACAGAGCUGGCACUUGCAGAGCAUCAGGGCAAGUAUAUGGCUGUGAUUGUCAAGAGGCUGGCCCGGUCUUCUUGAUGCUUUCUUGGUUUCAUUGUCUAUUCUUGUUGGGCAUCUAUAUUUUUCUACCUCUCUGUUUUGUGGAAGAUUGGUUUUUGGCAUUUUACUGUUGUAGUAGGUCCCAGGAAUAUGAUAGUCUGUUCCCAUGUCAAUUCCCUAGCUGCUCUCGGUUCUGCAUUGUUGUGGAAGGUAUAGAUUUUUUUUUAAGGGGGAAUAACAAAUAAUACUGUGAAUUCGUGUAUCUUCUUGUCCCCUAAUUGUGGUCUGUUUUGAUGAAUGUAUAGUGACGAUUUGCUUUAAUGAAAUUGAUUUAUUUUUGGAAGGA